Molecule: messenger RNA, 191 nt
Organism: Dentiscutata heterogama
Lineage: Eukaryota; Fungi; Glomeromycota; Glomeromycetes; Diversisporales; Gigasporaceae
Source: the annotation of a GenBank genome assembly
AUAAGAAUCCGCCCGAUUUAGAAUCCAGUAGUCCUAAUUCAGAAUUAGGCUACCCAGUUUUAGGAUUCUUGAUCGUGGCACCUGAAUUAAGAAUUGCAACUAGUGGGCUAUAUAUAGUACGGGUAAAAUCCAAGUUAGCACCUGAGUACGAUCUUUCAUAUGAAAAUUUUUUACAUUGGAUAUACCUCGAG